Molecule: messenger RNA, 1381 nt
Organism: Acromyrmex echinatior (Panamanian leafcutter ant)
Lineage: Eukaryota; Metazoa; Arthropoda; Insecta; Hymenoptera; Formicidae
Source: RefSeq, a predicted model, not a curated record
AAACAUGAAUUUCUCAAAUGGGUUCAGCAACUAGGUCUCCUACGCAUAUUGAAGUUUCCACGAUGGAUUUUUGGAGAGAAGAGAGGUCCCGACUCACUGUCCUUUCAUGUUUUUGUCGAUGCCAGUAAAGACGCAUACGCGACGGCAAUCUUCGUACGAGUUGAGUCAAGCACAGGAGUCGAGAUACAUCUCGUAGAAGCUAAAUCUAGAAUAGCACCCAAAGAGAAGAAGACCAUCCCUCGCCUUGAAGUACUAGCAGCCUCCAUUGGAGCUAGGAUGAUGCGAUCUUUCGUAAAAGCUAUGGAUUAUCAAGACCUAUUUCUGGAGCGACUCGAUGACCAUUCUAACAUGGAUUCGACAAACAAGACAAUGGGCAGUCUUUAUAUGGAAUCGUGUUCUGGAAAUAAGGAGCCUUACGGAUAUUGAAUCUUGGAGAUAUGUUCCUGGAGAUUUACCCUCACGAGGUUGUGAUGCUAAGAAAUUCCUUGAACUGAAAUGGUGGGAGGGACCGGAGUGGUUGAAACUACCUCCCAAAGAGUGGCCCAAAGAGGAAUUUCUGGAGGCCUUCAGAAGAUUCAUUGCACGUCAAGGAAGACCUACUGUAGUAUAUAGCGACAAUGGGAAAAAUUUUGUAGGGGCCAGGAAUCUACUACAGAAGAUUAAUUGGCGGAAAGUUUCCCAAUAUUGUGCACUCAAUGAGAUAACAUGGCAUUUUAAUCCAACUUCAGCUGCCUGGUGGGGAGGAUAGUGAGAGCGACUUAUCCGCCUCCUUAAAGAUCUAUUGAAGAGGACAUUAAAGAGAACUUCGUUGAGCUACGAAGAAAUGAACACAAUUUUAUGCGAUUGUGAAUUUUAUGCGAGGCUACUAUGAAUUCAAGACCCCUUAUCUACUUGACAGAGGAAAAUACUGAAAUCACAGCGCUGACUCCAGCGAUGUUCAUCAGUGACAUUCGAGAAAAUGACGUUCCAGAUUUGUGGAUCAAGUUUACAAGUCCCACUUUGCAAAGAGGAUACGCUAUCGUCAAAGAUUGAAAGAAGAGUUCAGAAAACGUUUCCGUAUACAGUACUUGGGCAGUAUUCCGUAUACAGUUAUCUAGACGAACUAAACCCAGCAAUAGUUCCGCGUUCGUGGCUGUCGGGGACGUCGUGCUUAUGAAAACAAUUUACAAAAGCGAUUAGACUGGCCGCUCGCCGUCAUCAGAGAAGUCUAUCCCGGAAAAGAUGGUUACGUGCGGAUGAUAAAACUGAAAACGAGUAAAGGUGAACUGGUUCGACCCAUUCAAAAACUAAUUCCCUUGGAAGUUGAACACUCCAGUCCUGAAACUGAUAACUUUAUCGAGUCUAUCACUACGACGUCAGAGACUACUAAGGAAAAUGCAGC